CACCGGCGGAAACAUUGCGAUUGGGGUGAAUUUGACAGCGGGCUAUGGUUCGGUACUUUUGUUUUGGAUGUUGCGUUAGAAAGAGUCGGUUUAUGCGGGACCGGGGGCAGCGAUGUUCCGCUCAGCCGCCGGGAUUUAAACGGUUAACGCCGAACUCCGUUAGCCGAUCAAGCUAGCAGCAACUUUUUUGUGUCAGAAACGGUUGAAAAGAUUUCCCCCGGUGGUUCGGUUCGGUUAACAGAAACUUUACGAACAGCUGAGUUGAAAGAAACUUCGCUUCACUUCAGUUUUUUUUAGGACCCGAACUUUUUUCUUUUCUUUCGCAGACACAUCAUAUUUACAUUUUUGCUCAAACUUUUCAUUCCUGUUUGUUUGACAUCAGGUUUAGCGGUGAUCCGGCUCAGUCCGAGCUGGAGAUGGGAGACCCGCAGUUCGAGUCCCCGGAGGAGGAGCUCCGGUUCUGGAAGGAGCAGGCCGCCAGACACCAGCAGACCGCGGAGGAGGCUCGGGAGGAGCUGCAGGAGUUUCAGCAGAUGAGUCGGGACUACGAGGCGGAGCUGGAGACGGAGCUGAAGCAGUGCGAGGCCCGAAACCGCGAGCUGCUCGCCACCAACAACCGCCUUCGCACGGAGCUGGAAAACUACAAGGAAAAGUAUGAGACGCAGCACUCUGAGGCCUGCCGGCAGAUCUCCGGCCUGGAGGGGGACCUGGCUGAGACGUCGGCCGUCAGAGAUCAGCUGCAGAAGUACAUCCGAGAGCUGGAACAGGCCAACGACGACCUGGAGCGGACCAAGAGGGCGACCAUCAUGUCUCUGGAGGACUUUGAGCAGAGGAUGAACCAGGUCAUCGAGAGGAACGCCUUCCUGGAGAGCGAGCUGGACGAGAAGGAGAACCUCCUGGAGUCCGUUCAGAGGCUGAAGGAUGAGGCCAGAGACCUGAGGCAGGAGCUGGCCGUGCAGCAGAAGCAGCAGGUUCAGGACAGGAAGCCGUCGCUCAGCUGCUCCGUCAAAGACCCUUUGACCCCCUCGACCUCCACCGGGCUGCCCACCCCGCCUAUGACCCCCCCAGACAGAAGAGCAGAGGAUAAAACCGCCUUCUCCAAGUCAGCUCCAUCCUCCACCGUCACGCCGCCCAGACCCACCGCCUCCUCAGAGGACUUUUCCACGACGGCGCCCUGCACCAGCAGAGGUGAGAGCCUUUCAGCCACGCCCCUCACCAUGUCGGCCAGGAUCUCGGCUCUGAACAUCGUGGGUGAACUGCUGAGGAAAGUCGGGAGUCUGGAGUCCAAGCUGACGUCGUGUCGGGAAUACGUGCAGGAGCAGACAGCCCCCCGCAGGAACCCCCCCGGAGGAGUGGGAGCGCCGGCUGGACAGGGCGGCUCCCCCGACAGCCACCCCGCCAACGGGCUCUACAACCGGAGUCUAGUGAAGAGGCUGGACUUCGGCGCCGGAUCCAAGCUGCUCCUGUGAGAACAUCCCGCCGCCCCAUCCGUCCAGAGGUGGCGCUCCACGUGUGGGAGCCCCGCCUCUACAAGGAGCAGCCGAGAUGGGAUGAGCCUGUUGCCACGGAAACCCCAGAUGUUUGAGUUUGGCCCACUUAUGAACACAGCUUCUGUUUAGCACUUAGUUUGAACGUUGUGCCCUCUUCCUCCUCCUCCUCCUCACGUCCUUCAGCAUGAAGACAACAGAAGAAUUUUUAUCGUCUCAAAAGUUUAGAGGUAGAGUGGGGGGGGGGGGGGGGGUCUCAUUUCUGCAGGUUUGAUGCCGGACUAUAAGACAUAUGAAGGAUAAUGUGAACUGUAGGAGGUUGCAGACGUUUACUGGGAGGAAGAACAUUAGUUUGAUCGCACUAAGAACAGAAAACACAAACCUUGAGUCACUUUUCUGGGAGCUCCGGACGCCGUGAUGCUUCAUUUCAGACGCUUUAGUGUCUCUUUCUAGAGGAUGUUUUUCUGGAUAAAAUCCUCCUUAUCUGUAAAUGUGCAGAACCUCACUACAGUUUUGGUGCAAACCCUUUUCUUUUUUAGCUAAAGCAAAGUGAACGUUUGUGUUUUUCUGGAGGCCACUUUAGUGAAGUCAGCUGAUGUGGAUCCAUGCGCUGCUGGUUACAUCAACGGAAAGAUGAAAUGAAUGUCGUUUUAUAGAUUUGUACAGAUAAUUCCGUCCACUGACUGCAGAAGAACUGGAUCUCAUAGUUUUUGCACAUAUUGUGGUAACGUUUUAUUUAGUUUUCGUGGAGCAGAAAGGGGUAAACCUUAACGUUUAGAGGAAAAGUGUGUUUAUUUAUUUUUGUUGGGAGUUAAAAACGGACUCUUUUAAGGAUCUGCUGCCCCCUAGUGGCCGUCCAGGCUUUCACAUGCUGCCUUCAGGUGAAUGAAAACCUCUGAGGACGGAUUCAGUUGUGUGUUCUGUUGUGUAACUCAGCGAGUCAAACUGCCGUCCUGUUGAAAGUCUGAACCUGCUGUUUAGUUACUGAACAUUUUUAUUUAAACCUGAACAUUUAAGCCUCUGGUUAAACUGUAUUUGCUCCAACAACUCAGAUUCAUGUGACUGUGAUGCCACAUUUUCUUGUUCGUCCUCUAAGAAAUAUUUGACUGUUUUUUAUUACAUGUGAAUCUGUGACUCCGCCCCUUUAAAGGUCACUAUAGCAACUGCACAUCCUCCAGGUCUUUGGGUGGACCGGAUUUUCUUCCAAAGAUGCAGAUCAGAAAGAUUUGAUUUGAUUCUGUGGGAAACACACUUCUGCCUUGGUUUGAUUUACAUUGAUGACAAAUGUGCAGCAAAAGUCCAAAAGGAAACCCGGACCUCCGCCUGAGGCAGAGACGAAGACCCGGAUCCUCGGUGCCUUUGGGUCCUCCUUUAAACUGGCCGGAGGAUCAGGUGACCUCCUGAAAGCUUCACCCCAGAAGAGGAUGGGGAGGAUGUUUCUGCAGGAACUCUUGAGCGUCGGACGUUCCUCCACAGACGCAGGAUGGAGUUUGGUUUAGACUGGGGGGGUGUUUCCAUGCUUUCACCUGGAGCUCUGUUUCGUUUUUACUUAGAUGGGAAAGGUCACCUGAAGUGCUACAGAUGUUUCCCGUCCUUUUUCACCUGCAGUGCUGCUCUGAUGCUCCUCAAAGAGCAAUAAAGCUGAGAAAAAGCUCCA
Molecule: messenger RNA, 3144 nt
Organism: Oryzias latipes (Japanese medaka)
Lineage: Eukaryota; Metazoa; Chordata; Actinopteri; Beloniformes; Adrianichthyidae
Gene: nde1
Product: nudE neurodevelopment protein 1
Biological process (GO): establishment of mitotic spindle orientation; centrosome localization; chromosome segregation
Cellular component (GO): centrosome; kinetochore; kinesin complex
Molecular function (GO): microtubule binding
Source: RefSeq, a predicted model, not a curated record